AUGGCAUUGAAGUUGAAGCUAAAGGUCCAGUCUACAGAGGCACCGGGUAAUCAACUGGGCAAGAACGAAGACCACGAACGGAAGCCUCCAACACUAAAGAUAAAGACCCCACAGGCGAGCUCAACAAAGCGAGCACUAACAGAACCUAUCGAUGGGGAGAAACCUAAAAAGCUAAAGUUAAGUCUAUCAAAAAAUAAAUCGGCUCAGUCUGGGAAUGUAUCCAAACCGAAGUUUGUCCCACGUGUAAGGAUAAAACCUACGAGAAUUCCUGGUGAAGGUUACGACUCUGAGGCUCCUGAUUUGGAAGAUGAUCCAUUAAUUGAACAAGGGAUAGUUUUGAGGUUCUUGGAUGAUGCAAAUCUCGAGUUUGUACAUAAUGCUGUUGAAUCUGGAGACUUGACCGGACUCAAUGUAAAAUGGAUAACGAGGGACAAAGCUGUGGUAAACGUGAAUGGCACACUCUAUUCAGCGAGAUUAAUUGACUUGCCCACAUUGGUUGAGGUUUACAAAACAAUCGAUAAGAAGAACAUACUCAAGAACUUGGAUGUUUCGCAAAUAUUGCUUGUUUUACAUACAAUCAAUCCAACGCAGUUGAAUACAGAAAAAGACUUUGAGGUACCCGAUGGACUUUUAUUCAAACACCCAUUCUAUGACCAUGUCAAGAACCAAGAGGUGCCCAGGAAACGAUCGGUAUAUCGCAAUGGAGUAUUGGAGCCUUUUAAAGAUGUAUAUCGAAGAUUACGUCCAACCAGAGCUGAUCAUAGGGUAAUUCAAGAUAUCGAGGAGAGGGUCGAUGCCUUGAUCAAGUUGGACAAUGAGGCCGAAGAAAGUCACUUUGAGUUGGUGGAUCCACAAUCGUACCCAAAGUAUGGCCACGCAAGCCAUACGCCCUCCGCGGUAGCCUCACCCUAUCCAGAGCCAACAAAUCAAGGUUCGGACAAAAUCGCUAGAGUUGAGAGCGGUAAUGACUUGAAUAACUUUGGGGAAGAUGAUGCGCAUGAUACAAAUAAGGUCCUUGAGCAGGGAGCACAGGCGGAGUAUGUAUUAGAUGAAGAUGAUUUUGAGGUAAAUCUUGAAGAGGAGUUGAAUAAGGUGCUUGAUGGCAAGGAAACAUCAAGCGAUCAGCAGGUGGUGACAGUCUCUCCGGAAAUGGCGGAGAUGCUACAAAGUAAGGGCGCUUUAGUAGAAGGCGACAUGAGUGAGGAACUUUUAUUUGGAGAAUUGGAUGAUGACGAUGACGAUGAAGAUGAAGGAGAAGAAGGCGAGGAAGGUGAUGGAGUAGCUGAGGGUAACGAAGGGCAAGAGGGAGAAGAGGGAGAUGAGGAAGAAGACGAGGAAGAUGAGGAGGAAGAUGAGGAAGAGGAAGAUUACUACGACAAAGGACAAGGAAAGGAGAGUUUGCUGCACUCCAAGUUGUUAGAAGAGGAAAUUACAGAAUUGGAGAAGGUGGUCGAGAAACAUAAAAAGAAUCUAUCUUCUACAACGGACCAAAUGACAAAAAUGAAACUUCAAAGUAACAUUUCAUCUCUUAGAGCUUCAUUGGAACAAAAGAAGAGGGAUUUGCUGAAAUCUAUUGAAAGUGAACAGUCCCUUCAAAACACCGAGCCGCUGGAUUCAGGAUUACGAGGUGUACGACCCAGUAGGAGCUCGGAAAGCCGAGGAAAAGAAGCAGGGGCAGACGCUGGGGACGAUGAUGAUAAUGAUGACGAUGAUAAUGAUGAUGAUGAUGAUGAGGAGGAGGAGGAGGAGGAGGAUGGUGCCGAAGAGGAAGAUGCUUUGGUUAACCAUAACGAUAGUGGAGACUCCAUAGAUGAUCUUUUUUAA
This is a messenger RNA of Lodderomyces parapsilosis, 1824 nucleotides long. Its product is annotated as TATA-binding protein-associated factor TAF7. Lineage: Eukaryota; Fungi; Ascomycota; Pichiomycetes; Serinales; Debaryomycetaceae. Gene Ontology annotation, biological process: RNA polymerase II preinitiation complex assembly; transcription initiation at RNA polymerase II promoter. The transcript has a single exon. Gene Ontology annotation, molecular function: RNA polymerase II general transcription initiation factor activity. The record is from RefSeq and is a predicted model, not a curated record. Gene Ontology annotation, cellular component: transcription factor TFIID complex. Bases 1 to 1824 code for a protein of 607 amino acids.